Baudoinia panamericana UAMH 10762 is the source of this 1266-nucleotide messenger RNA. RefSeq lists its product as uncharacterized. Lineage: Eukaryota; Fungi; Ascomycota; Dothideomycetes; Mycosphaerellales; Teratosphaeriaceae. The transcript has 2 exons. The record is from RefSeq and is a predicted model, not a curated record. Bases 1 to 1266 code for a protein of 421 amino acids. Gene Ontology annotation, molecular function: RNA polymerase II cis-regulatory region sequence-specific DNA binding; DNA-binding transcription factor activity. Gene Ontology annotation, biological process: regulation of transcription by RNA polymerase II.
AUGGUGCCAGGACCGGAAUCCAUGGGCGCUCCCACUAGCCUCACGCAAAGAAGACCAAAUGCCUCCAACUUGCCGCAAUUCGAGCUGCCGCCGCCACACCUGUCCGUCCUCAAUCAGAAGUACCCCAGCUAUGGAACUACGCAGCCUCCUCCCGCGACGAACUUGACAAGUGUUGGCAACUUACUCACGCCCCCUAGCAACGGAUCAACCGACGGCAUCAGUCCCUCGGCUGGUGUGACGACGGGACCAUCUCUUCCGGGUGUGUCGCAACCUUUCUCGCCUAGCAGUAACGGUGGCAUGUUUCCCCCACCCACUACAUCGAGUGCAGGAUCUUACGGCUAUCACUCCGGACUCACUCCGAGCUCAUUCGGGUCCGGACGGCCGAUCUUCUCACCCUCCCUCAACUCAUUAGUACGCGGCAACAGCUCGCCCACAGCAGGCGAGGGUUUGCCUCCUCCGCCGUACGAGUUACCGCACUACCAGACGACGAUGUCCAUGUCCGCGCCACCGCUGCAGACACUGCCUGCGCAAUCGCACAUGGUGGGGAAUGGCAUGAUGGGCGGACAGACACCAGUAUCCGCGUCAGUAACUCAACCUUCACCAGUGAGCGCACACGAAGCAUUCUCGCGCCCACCUCCUACGCCCACAUACUACAGCGGUUCGCAAUCGGCUUCAACGCCUCAACAGCCCACCUUUCCCUACCAAACUGGACCGUCGCCUGUCCAACAAAGUCCGAUGAGCGCGCCUGGUCCGAUGCCGAAGAUGUCACCCGUCAAUGGCGCCAAUCCCUCACAACCUCCAUCGACAUAUCACCGACCGUACUCAUACCCCAUGGCCGGUCCGGUGCUGUCCAACGUCAGCAACCCAGGCGGACAACUUGCGCUCGUCGGUGCGAUGCCUCACGGCAUGAUCCCGGGCUUCAACAGCGGCCACGCAGCCCAGAUGCACCAACUCUACAACCACCAGCACCCGCAAUCGAACGCGCAAAACGAUCGCCCGUUCCGAUGCGAUCAAUGUCCGCAGAGCUUCAACCGGAACCACGACCUGAAGAGGCACAAGCGGAUUCAUCUUGCGGUGAAGCCCUUCCCGUGCGGGCAUUGCGAGAAGAGCUUCUCAAGAAAGGACGCGCUGAAGAGGCACGUGCUAGUCAAAGGCUGCGGCAAAGCCGACGCGCCCGGCGGCGGCAAAGAGUCCAACGGCUCCGUCUCGCCGGAGCUGAAGAGCGAAAGCGCAAGCACCAGCCCCAUGGUCACCGCGUCCGCUUGA